Molecule: messenger RNA, 5336 nt
Organism: Osmia lignaria (orchard mason bee)
Lineage: Eukaryota; Metazoa; Arthropoda; Insecta; Hymenoptera; Megachilidae
Gene: Rgk3
Product: Rad, Gem/Kir family member 3
Cellular component (GO): plasma membrane
Molecular function (GO): GTPase activity; calcium channel regulator activity; GTP binding
Source: RefSeq, a predicted model, not a curated record
CGUCGCGACGUCGUUCCUCGCCAGCCUCAGUGUGCCGCGUAUCCUCGUAUGUGCGUUGUGCGUCGCGUUCCCGAACGAUUGUUGCCCGCGCGAGAGAGACAUGUGACGACGGGAAAACAAGUACAUAUAUUGGAAAAUGACCAACAGAUACGACGCGAUCUCCGGCCACCGGAAGUGGUAAACGCGAUCCUAUUGCCGCGAAUUGAAGUUUCAUCUUCGAAGCCACAAGUUCAGCCGCGCUCUAAUGAACUCAUCGAGAAACAAUCAGAACCAUAUCUGAUUCGUGUGAAACUUUUAAUUGAAACAAUAAAACUGUGUCGAUCGUGCGAUAGUAAGGUCUUUUAUCGUGAAACGUCUGUGAAGAUACCGGUUGUUUAUCCGAAGAAUAAAUCCACCGGAUAGCAGGCGAUUUCCAUGGAACGACACUCGUAAAUUCGUCCAGGUCGAUUCUCGGACAGCACUUCAACUUCUUGAUCGUUUCAAAGGAUCAAAGUGUUUCGUAGAAUAUUCUCGGUUUCGAUAAAAAUACGAGAAGACUCUCGAACACGAGUGAACUGAAUAUUCAGAUCGUUUAGAGGGAUCGAUCUUAAGAGAUAGAUUUGUCGAAAAGGAAAAGGAGCGUUGGUGGAGGAAAAAACAACAUUCGAGAUGGCUGAGAACUCGCUUCGCAGGAAGACCAGGUCAGCCUCGAUCUGUGCUCCUGGUUUCUCUAGUAUGGAACAAAUGUUAGAGGCGAUGCCUCCCUCGGGUGCACGAGAAAGAGAUAAAAUCGACAGGGAGAAGGAUAGUGGAAGCGGAACUCCUGAUAGUAGUACACCGACCAGAAGGCGCAGACCGGCGACCAGGUCCCAGAGUGCCCGUGUUUCCGGCGCGAAUAAGAGUAUCCGUCGUCGAGCGGCUGCCCAAGCUGCACACCAUCAUCAUCAUCACCACGAAGGCACAGUAAAGUCUGCUCAUUGCAGCAGUGAACCAAGACUGACUGACAAUGAUAUCAGUCCUGGCCUCAGGAGAAGAGGAAGUCGAAGAGGGCAAAGUAUGCAUCAUACUCAUCACAGGAAGAGUAAUGCAUUUUUGGAUGUUCCUGAUACCUCGUCGCAAAUGCCAGCGAGGGAGGAAGGAGAGGACGAGGAUAGUUACAGGCUUCGAAGCUUCAGUCUCACCAGUAAAGGUGUCGUCAACAGAGGCGAUUCUUUCAGAAGAAGAAGAUCAAGGUCGAACUCUUUGGCACCUGCUGAUCCAGAAAACGAAGAGAAUCGUUCUGCACCCCCGAAAGAGGUAUCAUCGUACACCGUCGCGAUGCUGGGCGCAAGGGGUGUCGGAAAGACCGCCCUGAUCAGCCAAUUUAUGACCAGCGAAUGUAUAAACGCAUACGACAGACAGAGAGACGUACCAAGCGAGCAAUCUGUUUUCAUCAUGCUGAACGGAGAGGAAAGCGAGCUUAGAUUCCUCAACAUCGCCAAUCCAAAGUCGGAACUGGAGAGUCUACACCCGGACGCUUUUAUCAUUAUGUACUCUGUGAUCGAUAAGGCGUCCUUUCAAAGGGCAGAAGAGUAUCUCGAACGUCUUCACGAUCAGGAUCUCCUUCAGGGGAAGCCGGCUAUAUUGGUUGGUAACAAAGUAGAUCUGGUUCGGUCCAAGGUAGUCUCAUCCCAAGAUGGAAAAUGCAUGGCGUGUACCUAUCGAGUGAAAUUCAUUGAAAUUUCGGUCGGCAUCAACCACAACGUGGACAACCUUCUGGUCGGAAUUCUUAACCAGAUACGUCUGAAGAACGUGCAAGGAAACGAGAAUCGUACAGGAAACGGUACCAGCGAGGGUAGCGGCCAUUGGUAUAAAUCUAGGGGUGUGGUACGGGCCAGUAUGAAGGCGAGGCAAAUGUUAACCUGGUUAUUUGGGAAGGAGGACAGCAAGUUUAAAAAUUGCGAGAAUCUUCACGUGCUUUAAAUAAAGUGGAAGAUCUCGCGACGUACCUGAGGGUAGAUUUGUAAGGGCGCGAUUCUUUCCACGUAGCAUCUGACAAAUUCAGAUAUUUCCAGCAGAAGACACUGGAGGAAAUAUUGAUGAAAUAAAGGCUGGUUAAAUUGUAUCGUGGCAGGAAUGGCCAGUUUUAUUUUGCGAAUUUAACCGAUUUUAUCGGCGGGUAUCAUUUUAUAUAGCUAUAUUCCAUUCGCAAGCAAUCCAUACAUUUUUAAGGCUGUAUGUAUCGAUAUGAAAACGCAGGAAACAGUUAUAAAUUAAACUAGCGAAAUUAAUUACCCUGAAUUGUGAAUUAAAGUGGCCAUUCCUCCCGUUGCUACGCGAAUACUUGAAAAGUGACGCUGGGAAACGGCAAAACCGAGGUGCGAUAUAAGUGCCAAUUAAUCAAAACGAACGCGAACAUUGUUUCUUUCAUGAAUUUUGAUUAAUGUUAGGGUUUAAGAAUCUUCGAUCGAGAACUUCCUCGAUGACUAACAUAAAUAAGGAUAAGUUCGUGAAUAUCAUACGUGUUGAUUCAUUCUUCAUUCAUUCGUGAUCAAUAUCAGGAUAAUUAUAUUUCAUCAAGAAAUUCACACCGUAUGUGUUGCUCGAUUAAUCCUUUGAUCUUUUCAUUUCAUUUAAUCGUAACAUUUAUAUUAUUCCAUAAAUCUGUAAUACAGAAUAUUUGGGUUAAUUAAAAUUUUUUAAUCGAAUUGAUUUAAAAAAACGAUCUCAUGAUAAUCAAAGGGUUAAUUCAAAAGUUAAAUCGAAGAAAUUAAAUUGAUUCUAGGACAGGUACGAAAGAAUUUAAAUUGGACCAUGGCAUGAAUCUAGUGGCCACUAAAGUUACGUCGUUAAUGUAUAAUAAGACCAAUUUAAUCUUUUUAAUCCAACUUGUAUAUACGAUAAGAUUAACGAUACGUAUGCUUAUGGAAAAGGUAAGAUAAAAUGAGAAAUACGAGAUGUGUUAUCAAAUCCUGUGGAAAAGCUUUCACAUUUUUCUGAUGAUUAAUGAAAAUGAAAUAAUUUGAUUGCGUGAUGACCUUUAAUCACCAAAAUAAGCUCUAUUAUAUUAAAAAGACAAUUUUCUUCCAUUACGAAUAAUUACAAUAAAUAAAAAUUCUUCAAGGUAAUGUUCUUCAAACUGUUACAAUUUUUUUUUUUUUUUUAAUCAACGUAAUAAAUGACAAAAUUUUCCACAGGAACUGAUACAUUAUAAAUAUACACGUGCAUACCUACACUAAUAUAUUCCUAAUUUACGAUCAGAAUAAGUCCACGUUAGUUUUUGUGUAGAUGUAUGUUAAUGGAUUGACGUGUUACUGUAAUUUGCGUGUUUUCCUCAAAAGAACGGGUAUUAUGAUGAUGACGAUAGACACCGAUCGUAAUAUCUCUUCAGAAGAAUAUUCUUUUUUGGACGUUUUAAGAACAAAUAUGAAAUAUAAAGAAAUAUAUAUAUAUAUACAUAUAUACACACACAUAUAUACUGUCCACUCUCUAUUUUCAGCGAUCUCUACGCCUAUGUAUAUCCGAAUUAUGUAUACAUACAUAUAAAUGCACACAUAUAUAUAUAUAUAUUUAAAAUUGAACAGUGCCGUGACGUGAGUGGUUCCAAUGGUGUACCUUUUCAGGGGCCAAAUUAGAAGAUUAACAUAUAUAAAAGAAGAAAUGUAAUAAUUAUGUAUGGUUAAAAGAAACUUUAGAAGAUAUUUUUUUGUUAUAUAAAUUGCUACUGUAAUGAAGCUCAAUUAUAAAUUUUGAUCGCAUUAAGACUGAUCUAAGUUUUCUAAUUUUUAUAGAAUUUCAUUUCUGAGUGCAGUGUUUUGUAAGAAUCUAGUUUGGUGAUUAAGAAACACUAUGCUGAGGUACUAAAUCAAUGACAAUACUAAAACAAAAAUCCUAUUAAACGAACGAGCGAUUAAUUAAAUUGAAUGUCAAUUUAAGCGGUCUAUUAAGGGGUGAGAUUAACCCUCGGAAGACGGACAUUCUUGGUUAUGGCCAUUUUGACCCGCAAUUAAAACUUUAGCAGAUACAAGUUUGAAGCCUUCGAUAUUUUAGUUAUUUCAUUUCUAUAGCUGGGUCAAAAUGACCAUGCAAUCGUGCUAAGGUUAAACGAGCUAUUUAUUGUACAAAGUACAGAGACCCAUUGUCUUCUCAGAAUCCAACAUAAUCUCUUACAAUCCUACAGUUGAUUCAGAAUUAAAUUUCUCCAUGCUAUAGUCUCUCUAUUCCUUUCUUUUAUUACAAUUGGAUUCUAUAUAGGACAGAGAAUUAAAUUAAAGAAGCUUUAAAUAUAAAGGAAAGAAAGGAAACUAUCUUCUCUAUUAUCCAACAAGGACACCUUUUUCUAGUCACAGACCAUGGAAUUGCUCCCUCACAGCGCUGUAUUCAACUAAAGAGAGCAGAGUAAACGUAAUAGGGGAUGAAAAUGCGAAGAAAUGUUGCACGUUUCAGUGGGAAUGGUUCCUUUCCUAACGAUUUUCCUUAACCGGACAAGGAGAUCGUGACAACUCGAUUCGUUUGGUUUGCAAAAUAGAUUUAUCGUUUUAAACAUCGGUUGUUAUUGUUGUCGUUGCUGUUCUUCCGUAGAAACGUCGCCUCGACGAGGACAUUCGCGAGAAAGGGAUAUUCUCAUCAAGUGCCUUUCUGUAUUUUUGUAAUUUAAGCUAACUCGAUGUAAGUCUUACCGGAGAAAUACAACAAUGUAGCCACGAAACGUGUGUGUGUCGACAUAUUGCGUACUGUGUUUCAUUUUUAACUGGCCAUUUAGCCAUUUUCAAUGUUGUCCGUUCUUCUAUUCCUUUUAAUUAAUUUUUCUUUCUCAAUUUCGUUUUACUUUCUUUUUUUUUCGUUUUGUAUUAUGAUCGCAAUUUUUUUUUUUUCUUAUUUUCUACUGAAUGUCGAGAGAGAAUGUUAGCGUGAAAGUUUAUGGUACGAGGGUGAUUCCGAAAGUUCCCAGAAUGGCCACUCUUUUAAAGCAGUACAUACCUUUGGUAAAAUGAAAAGAGGACUUCCUCAAAAAUUCAUUUAAGAAGGUUAAAAUGUUAAAAUUUUAUUAAAGUACCUCAUACACGUAAUAAAAUGAAAAAAUUUCAUCUGUUUUUGAAUCACCCUUGUACGUACAAGAACAUUAUAGAUUUAUGACAACGGAUCGUGAAACGAUGACAAGAAAACAAAGGAAGACUUUUAACCCUUUCGCUUUAGAGGCAUUUAUUAUAUGCUUCAAAAUUAAUUAAAUACCUCUAAGUCUCAAUGAUAGCGAAAGGGUUAAGAACAAUGUUACAUAAAUCAACUUCCUUUUCGAUACUCCCGUUUGAUGUCCCCGUACGAUUAGCUAUUGUCAAGAUAAAUUUAUCGAUGUUCUUAAAUGAAAAAAAAAAAAAAAA